AUGCCCUCCCCCUACCCCGAAGGGAGGCGCUCUGAAGACUACGUCUCCCGGCGUUCCCCACGGGUCAAAGCAAGAAGGUCCCGGAUCCGGAAGCGGAAGUGGUUUGCUGCUCCGGCGUCGGAACGUGGGGGUAAUGGUGAGUUUGGGGCCACGGGAACAGACCAGGUGGUGGGACUCGGCCUCGUCGCUGUUAGCCUGAUCAUUUUCACCUACUACACCGUCUGGGUGAUUCUCUUGCCAUUCAUCGACAGCGAGCAUGUCAUCCACAAGUACUUCCUGCCCCGAGCCUAUGCUGUCGCCAUCCCACUGGCCGCGGGCCUCCUGCUGCUCCUCUUUGUAGGAAUUUUCAUCACCUAUGUGAUGCUGAAGAACCAGAAGGCGACCAAGAAGGUUCGGUGA
Orycteropus afer afer is the source of this 399-nucleotide messenger RNA. RefSeq names its product dolichyl-phosphate mannosyltransferase subunit 2, regulatory (gene DPM2). The record is from RefSeq and is a predicted model, not a curated record. The transcript has 6 exons. Gene Ontology annotation, cellular component: endoplasmic reticulum membrane; dolichol-phosphate-mannose synthase complex. Gene Ontology annotation, molecular function: enzyme regulator activity. The coding region runs from base 1 to 399 and encodes 132 amino acids. Gene Ontology annotation, biological process: GPI anchor biosynthetic process. NCBI's taxonomy places the organism in Eukaryota, Metazoa, Chordata, Mammalia, Tubulidentata, Orycteropodidae.